This is a messenger RNA of Vanrija pseudolonga, 1581 nucleotides long. Its product is annotated as Lactose permease. The transcript has 4 exons. Gene Ontology annotation, cellular component: membrane. The coding region runs from base 1 to 1581 and encodes 526 amino acids. Lineage: Eukaryota; Fungi; Basidiomycota; Tremellomycetes; Trichosporonales; Trichosporonaceae. The record is from RefSeq and is a predicted model, not a curated record. Gene Ontology annotation, molecular function: carbohydrate:proton symporter activity. Gene Ontology annotation, biological process: transmembrane transport; carbohydrate transport.
AUGGGCGCGAACCACCUUCUCGAAGUACCAAACAACACCAACCCGUUAUGGUGGAAGGACCCGGGCAUGCGCCAGAACGUGCUCCACUGCAUCGGCUGCUGCCUGUGCGUCUUCUAUAUCGGCUACGACCAGUCGCUGCUCUCGGCGCUCCAGGGCGUGCCCCAGUGGAAGGAGUACUUCAACAACCCCAAGGGCCCGUGGCUGGGCCUCAUCGCCGCGUCGCUCUUCUUCCCCGCCCUCGUGACGGUGUUUGUCUCGUCGUGGAUCUCGCAGCGCUUCGGCCGCCGCCCCGCCAUCUGGGUCGGCGCGACGCUCAUCGUCGCCGGUGCCCUGCUCAACGGCCUCGCGAAGAACACGGGCCAGUUCAUCGGCGGCCGUGCCAUGCUCGGAGCCGGCGGUGCCAUGACCAAGGUCUGUGCCGCGCCGCUGCUUAACGAGAUCGUCCACCCCCGCCUCCGUGAGCGCAUGGCCGCGAGCUACUACGGCUGGUACUUUAUCGGCUCGACCAUCUCGUCCCUCCUCUGCCUGGGCGGUCUCUACAUCAAGGGCGAGUGGGGAUGGCGCAUGCCAUGCAUUUUCCAGGCCUUUGUCCCGUUCCUUGUCAUCCUCAUUUCGUGGCUCGCCCCCGAGUCGCCCCGUUACCUCAUCGGCAUCGGCAAGCAUGAGCUCGCGCUCGCCACGCUGGCAAAGUACCACGCCAACGGCGACAAGCAGGACCCGAUGGUGCAGCUGGAGUUUAACGAAAUUGUCGUGGCGAUCGAAUCGGAGGGCGACGAAAAACAGACCUCGUACAUGGACCUCAUCAAGACACCUGCCGGCCGCCGUCGCACCCUCAUGGUCGUGCUUAUCGCCUUCGGUACCAACUGGAUGGGUAAUGCGCUCAUUGCGUACUACCUCACGCCCGUGCUUGUGUCGGUUGGCAUCGACAAGCCCGUCCAGACCUGCGCCCUCAACGCCGGCCUCGCCAUGUGGAACUUUGUCGUCUGCCAGGCCGCUGCCACCCAGAUGGGCAAGAUCAACCGCCGCGUCGCCUUCUUUACGUCCCACGCCGGCAUGAUCGCGUGUCUCGCCAUUGUGGCGGGCUUUUCCGCCACUUUCCAGAAGGACAGGGUCAAGAACAAGAACUGGGGUCUCGCCUCCGUCCCCUUCCUCUUCAUCUUCUACGGCUUCUACGACAUUGCAUGGCAGAUCCUCCAAUUCGCCUAUCCUACAGAGAUUCUCCCAUUCCGCGUGAGGACGAAGGGCCUUGCCCUUUUCACCUUCUGCCAGGUUUUGGCCAACUCCUUCAAUCAAUUCGUCAACCCUAUCGCCCUGGACGCGAUCAAAUGGAAGUACUACAUCGUCUACAUCGGUAUCAACAUCCUCUACGUGAUCUACUUCUACUUCAACAUGAUUGACAGCCACGGUCUGCCCCUCGAGGAGGUGACCCUCCUUUACGAGUACCCCCGCAAGGACGCCCGUACCAUGGCCCGUGCGGAGAUGGACAAGCGCAUCCGCGCCGAGGAGCUUCGCCAGCGUGGUGGCAAGGGUUCUAUCAACGAUGAGAAGAACGACGAGGACGUUCGUGUGGAGCGUGUUUAG